Molecule: messenger RNA, 573 nt
Organism: Cuscuta epithymum
Lineage: Eukaryota; Viridiplantae; Streptophyta; Magnoliopsida; Solanales; Convolvulaceae
Source: the annotation of a GenBank genome assembly
AUAUAAUAAGCCCAAAUCAGAAUCGCCUAAAUCAUACGAUAAUCAUGAGUUUUGUUGACAAAAACUCAUAUUUUUAUUCAUCUUUCAUGGUUUUACUCUCUUGUGCUAUAAUAGCAAUGCAGUUAGGAGCGGUAAGUGCUGGCCACAGAAAGGUUGUUAGGAUUCUUGAUUUGAUCCCACCAAAUAACAAUGUCCAGCCUUCUGCAGGAGAAGUAUUCGCGCAUUGCAAGUCUAAAAACAAUGAUUUAGGGGUGUGGAAUAUGACCCAAAAUACUGAGAGGGAAAUCCACUUCCGCCCCAAUAUUUGGAAGACUACUCUUUUCUGGUGUGACUUUCGUUGGGGUACAAAGGCCCAGGGCAUCAUCGUAUACGACGCCAAUGAUGUUUCAUGCAACGGGGAAAGGUACUGCAAUUGGAACGUGAAGACAGAUGGGUUUUACUUUGCCAAAGGGGAGUUUCCUAAAGAAGGCGAUUUUACAAAGAAGUCUGAUUGGAGAGGCGCUAGGAUACACCGUCAUAGCCACCACCGUGGGCGCAGGCAGCGCCACUAGAUCAAUGCAUGCGGCGGUAGCC